AUGAUCACAACAAGAAUAUUCACCGCCUACGAAUCCUUUUCUGCAUGCUCGUUAUUGACUGGCCUCUUCUUAUCCUCCCUAUCAAUCUUUAAAACCAAACGCACGUACAAUGCUCCAAGAGACGAUCCACGCGUCAUACGGCAACGGUUUAUGGGCGUUGGACUAUCCUGCAUACUGUCUACCAUAGUGCUGUAUGUUCUGUUUGCUUAUAAGGGUAGAAAGCAAACCUUAUCUCAACUAGCAUGGCUGAUGGGAUUACGCAUAGAUCACCUACUCAUAUCGACAAUCUGUCCCUUGAUCUUGACUGCAUCUUUGUUUCUGGGCCCGUUGGUUGUGAAUGGAGUUGAAGGAAGGCUUCCAUUUCAGAGGAAUUGGACUUGGAGGGGCCACGUGCAGGAUUUUGCUAAAGAUUUGAGGACGUGGAGGACUUAUUUUGUGGGACCAGUUGUCGAAGAAUGGGUGUUUAGAGCAUGUAUGAUACCAGUCAUGUAUGCAGGAGGAUGGUCCAAGUCUGGUAUUAUUCUGAUUACGCCGUUGCUGUUUGGAGCUGGCAAGUUUAUCGGAUGCACGGAAGGACACGAGAGGCCGCUAUUAGAGCCCUACAAGGAGCUCUUGUCUUAUACCACCCUGUUUGGAUGGUAUACCUCCUUCUUGUUUAUGAGAACCGGACACUUGGCUGGUCCAACGGUUUCUCAUGUGUUUUGUAAUAUAAUGGGACUGCCAGAUUUUGGAGCAGCUCUUAGGCCUUCUAGAUACCGAAACGUAUAUGCUGCGUCGUAUUUGCUUGGAAUCACGGGAUUCACUUAUCUAUUGUUUGCUUUCACGACACCAAGUUGGUACGGAGGAGCUUACUGGACAUGA
Molecule: messenger RNA, 861 nt
Organism: Synchytrium microbalum
Lineage: Eukaryota; Fungi; Chytridiomycota; Chytridiomycetes; Synchytriales; Synchytriaceae
Exons: 7
Coding region: 1-861 (286 amino acids)
Biological process (GO): CAAX-box protein processing
Cellular component (GO): endoplasmic reticulum membrane
Molecular function (GO): metalloendopeptidase activity
Source: RefSeq, a predicted model, not a curated record